Guillardia theta CCMP2712 is the source of this 738-nucleotide messenger RNA. RefSeq lists its product as hypothetical. The coding region runs from base 1 to 738 and encodes 245 amino acids. Gene Ontology annotation, biological process: rRNA methylation; box C/D sno(s)RNA 3'-end processing. The record is from RefSeq and is a predicted model, not a curated record. The transcript has a single exon. Gene Ontology annotation, molecular function: histone H2AQ104 methyltransferase activity; RNA binding; rRNA methyltransferase activity. NCBI's taxonomy places the organism in Eukaryota, Cryptophyceae, Pyrenomonadales, Geminigeraceae. Gene Ontology annotation, cellular component: small-subunit processome; box C/D methylation guide snoRNP complex; nucleolus.
AUGAAGGGAGGCUCCAAGGUGGUGAUCGAGCCCCACAGACAUGCUGGCAUCUUUAUCGCCAAGGGCAAGGAAGAUGCUCUUGUGACCAGGAACAUGGUCCCGGGAGAGUCUGUGUACGGCGAGAAGAGAAUCUCUGUCGACGAUCCUGCUGAGGAAGGAAAGAAGAUCGAGUACCGUGUGUGGAACCCUUUCAGGUCCAAGAUUGCCGCUGCUGUUCUUGGUGGUGUUGACAACAUCUGGGUCAAACCUGGCGCCAAGGUCCUUUACCUCGGGGCUGCUUCUGGUACUUCCGUUUCCCAUGUGUCGGACAUUGUUGGGCCCACUGGAGUGGUGUACGCUGUUGAGUUCUCCCAUCGCUCUGGUCGUGACUUGAUCAACAUGGCAAAGAAGAGGACCAACGUGGUUCCGAUCAUUGAGGAUGCCCGUAUGCCACUGAAGUACCGCAUGCUCGUCGGAAUGGUCGACGUUGUGUUCGCCGAUGUUGCUCAGCCCGAUCAGGCCCGUAUUGUGGCUCUCAACUCCUCCUACUUCCUCAAGACUGGUGGACAUUUCAUCAUCUCCAUCAAGGCUUCUUGCGUGGACUCCACUGCUGCCCCCGAGGCCGUGUUCGCCUCCGAGGUGAGCAAGCUCAAGAAGGACAACUUCAAGCCGCAGGAGCAGGUCACUCUCGAGCCCUACGAGCGAGACCACGCCGUCGUGAUUGGCUCCUACCGUGUGGCAAAGAAGAAGAAAGAAUGA